Thamnophis elegans (Western terrestrial garter snake) is the source of this 8771-nucleotide messenger RNA. It is a transcript of the gene INO80D, whose product is annotated as INO80 complex subunit D. The record is from RefSeq and is a predicted model, not a curated record. The transcript is spliced from 11 exons. The coding region runs from base 1112 to 4201 and encodes 1029 amino acids. Gene Ontology annotation, cellular component: nucleus. NCBI's taxonomy places the organism in Eukaryota, Metazoa, Chordata, Lepidosauria, Squamata, Natricidae.
UAGAUAGAUAUAGCAUUUACUAAUAUUUCAAUUUUUUUAUCCUUGGUUUCCUUAAAAAAAAACCUAUAUUCCACCAUCAAAAGAUUAAUUCCUUUGGCUUACCUUGAGUAAAAAAAAUAAUAAUAAUAAUCCAGUUCUGUCCAAAUAAUCCAAUAUCAAUUUUAGGCUAUGUUACAUAUUAACCACUCCAGGAGAGAUUUCAAUUUUUUUUUUUCAUAAUCUUCAGUUUUUAACUCACAUAUUCCAGGGGAAAAAAAAAAAUCAACACAUAGCCCCCUUAUUUUUAUUUUAAAAUAACACAUGAAGAAAAAAAAACCUUCUUUUUAGGAUGGAAAUUAUUUCAUUCUAAGCCGCCCUUGGGGGCUUCGAAAAUGGGAAUUUGCUCCAGGAAAAUCACACACACACCUUCCACCGCCCUGUUAUCUCAAGUAUUCCUGAUACACUUCAUUGAAAGCUGUACUUCUCCUCCUUUUCAUCCUCCUCCUCUUCUUCCUCCUCCUCCUCCACCUUCUUCUUUCUUUCUCUCCCUCUUUCUAUAUUACCUCCAAGAUGGUAGGAAAGUUGUUGUUUUGGAGGGCAGAGAAGCGGCUCUCUGGUGUUAUGUCCUCUCAGUGCCUGUAGUGGUGCUGUAGGAGGCUGCUCGGCUCUCUUCUCGAGCAGCCCCAACAGCCCUGCCUUCUUUGCCGGAGAAUAUAUUCAGGGAUUCCCCUUAAUAAUCACCUACCCUCUGAGCACUUUGUAGUUUUUAAAUACAAUAAAAAAAGAGAGCUCCCCCGUUCAAAGCUUUCCGCCUCUUCUAAAAAGGAAUCUUUUUUCUCCUCAGGAGCCAGCGGGGCAGCGGCGGCAGCGGCUCCUCAGCGCUGAAGCAGCCCUCCGAGCCCCAUUUCCCCGGUCCCUCUGCUGGGGAAGGAAACUCCGGUCUUGUCAGCCCAACAGAGGGGAAAAGGGGGGAGAGGAGAGCGGAAAAAAAAAAGGCAGCUGGAAAGACAAUCUAUUUCAUCUUGACUCAUCAUCAUUCCAAGAUAGUGGCAUCCCUGGGGCUCUCUGCUAAUGUUAAUAUGGUACAGAAGAUUUAAAAUUAGCUGAUGUUCACAAGAAGAAGAGUCACGUGAUGUAUGAAGGCAAACAUAUACACUUUUCUGAGGUUGACAAUAAGCCGUUGUGCUCCUACAGCCCCAAACUGUGUAAGCAGAGACGUUUAAAUGGCUACGCCUUCUGUAUCAGGCAUGUUCUGGAGGAUAAGACCGCCCCUUUCAAGCAAUGUGAAUAUGUGGCGAAGUACAAUAGCCAACGCUGCACCAACCCCAUCCCUAAAUCUGAGGACCGUAGGUAUUGCAAUAGUCACCUACAAGUUCUUGGCUUUUUACCGAAAAAGGAGAGGAAGAAAAAGAACGAUCCAACAGAAGAGGUAAAAGUCCGGCAUCAGAUGGAUUCAAUAGCCUUCAGCCUGACAGUUCCUCCCCUGGCUUUGAAGAUGUCCAAUGGCCUGGUUGGGAUGUCCCUCUCUCCACCAGGGGCCCGGCUUCCUCUCCACUACUUGGAAGCAGAAUUGGAAGACCCCUUUGCUUUCAACGAGGAAGACGAAGAGCUCAAGAAAGGGACAGCUGUGAAGAAAAAGUUGCAGAGCAAAUUAGCCCAAAACCGUCAACGCCAGAAAGAAACUGAGAUUCAGAAAGUUCGCCAAGAGCACUUUAGCCCCGCCCCUGCACCUUCGCAGCAGCCGCCUUUGCAACCACAGCAACACGCCCAUCUCUCACCUCUCCCAACGUCUUUAAAGCCAGCAGUGCAUCCGCAGGGCUUGGUCUGCAAGUCACCUCAACCUCAGAAUACCAGCCUACCAAUGCAGGGAGGGGCGCCCACCACGCACGCGAUAGCACAAGCCAGGCAAUCGGCCAACAAAAGACCUCUGCCUCUCUUGCACCCUACUAAGGUUCACGCCCCAGAUCCACCCAGGGCUGACAGGAUCCUCAUGAAAGCCACAGCCUUCUCCCCAUACUCAUUCUGUAGGAGCCGGUUACAGAGACUGGUGAAACUGUGCACUCAAAAGCAUCAGCUGGAUGCUGAUCUCUUUCCACAUUUAGGGUUGGACUGGUCUGAAGAUAGUGGAGAAGAACUGGAAGAAUUAGAUCAAACCUCUCCAUACCAAGUUGCAUGGUCUAUCCGGGACGCCCUUAGAUACGAAAGGAAUGAGCCUGAUGAUGAUUAUGCCAGUGGCAGAAGAACCCGCAUUUCCCAACUUUGCACUUACUUUCAGCAGAAAUACAAGCACCUCUGCCGCCUGGAGCGGGCAGAAACUCAACAAAGGAAAUGCCAACAUACAUUCCGGAAAGCAUUGCUGCGGGCAGCAAACAGAGAACCGGAAUAUGCUGGGCAGCUGAUUCGAGAACUCCAUAGAGCUUCACGUCCUCGGACCAGCUCAAGCCAAGUGAAGCAGAGGGAUGCAUCACCAUGCGGUGGAACCACAAAGGGUGAACCAUGCACUAACAAGGCUCUUCCAUUCACUAAACAUUGUUUUCAACAUAUCCUCUUGAAUCGAUCGCAGCAACUUUUUUCAAGUUGUACAGCUAGGUUUGCUGAUGGACAGCAAUGCUCUGUGCCCGUUUUUGACAUUACACAUCAGACCCCCUUAUGUGAAGAACAUGCCAAAAAAAUGGAUAACUUCUUGAGAGGAGACAGCUGUCGUAAAAUUCAACACCAGCAGCAGAAGAAACCCAGGAAAAAAACGAAGCCCCCGGCGCUUACCAAAAAACACAAGAAAAAGAGACGACGGGGGCCACGGCGCCCCCAAAAGCCAAUCCCUCCUGCUGUACCCCAAGGAAACCUUAUUAUGCCCACCAGCAUCUCACUGCCAAUGGAGAUAGCUCAUAUACGGAGUCCCUCCACACCAGAGCUGAGUACAGAUGAGCUGCCAGAUGACAUUGCCAAUGAAAUCACAGACAUUCCACAUGACCUGGAAUUGAAUCAGGAGGACUUCUCUGACGUCCUACCACGACUGCCUGAUGACUUGCAAGAUUUUGAUUUCUUUGAAGGUAAAAAUGGAGACCUCCUCCCUACCACCGAAGAGGCAGAGGAACUGGAACGGGCCUUGCAGGCUGUAACUUCUCUUGAGUGCCUGAGCACUAUUGGUGUGCUCACUCAAACAGAUGGUGUACCAGUUCAGGAACUAUCAGACAGAGGAAUAGGGGUGUUUUCCCCAGGUGCUGAAUCUUCAGGAAUUCAAUCUUUGAGCCGAGAAGUCAAUGCAGAUCUAGGUGAGCUGCUGAAUGGGCGCAUAGUACACGAUGACAAUUUCUCUGGCCUGGAUCUCGAUGAGAACUUGCUCCAUUCUGCUACCUUAUCCAACCCGUCUACGCCCCUGGCAGGGCAGAUUCAGGGGCAAUUCUCUGCCCCAGCCAACGUUGGCCUUACUUCGGCUACUCUGAUAAGCCAGAGUGCGCUUGGGGAGAGAGCCUUCCCGGGACAGUUUCAAGGACUUCACGAUGGCAGCCAUGCCUCCCAGAGGCCACACCCUGCCCAGCUGCUAAGCAAGGCAGAUGACCUAAUCACCUCACGACAGCAAUACAGCAGUGACCAUUCACACUCCUCACCCCAUGGAAGCCAUUAUGACAGUGAGCAUGUGCCAUCACCUUACAGUGACCAUUUAAGGUCCCCCAGCUCCACCUCUUAUUCUAGCGAUAAUUUGGCAGCUACUUUCUCCACUGAGAUGCCCAUCAUAGCACAGCAUCUGCUCCCGUCGCAACUGGAGGUGCCGCUUAGCGGGGUGGUGAACCCCAGAACUCACUGGGGGAGUCUCCCUGUAAACCUCGGCGACCCUUCUCCCUUUAGUAACCUGCUCGGUGCCGAUGGACACCUCCUCUCCACUUCCCUGUCCACACCGCCUACCACGUCGCACUCAGAGACCACCCAGCCGGCCUUCGCCACCGUGACCCCCAACAGCUCCAGCGUGCUCCCGGGGUUACCGCAGACCAGUUUCAGUGGCAUGGGCGCUGCGUCUUCUGAACUCAUGGCCUCCACUUCUCCUAAGCAGCAGCUCCCGCAGUUCAGUGCCGCCUUUGGCCACCAACUAAGCUCCCACAGCGGCAUCCCCAAGGACCUGCAGCCCAGCCACAGUUCCAUAGCUCCUCCCACUGGCUUUGCGGUAACAGGUGCCACAGCUACAAGUACCAAUAAUGCAUCGGCUCCCUUCACCACCUCCAGCUGAGUUUGCCUGCCUGCGAAUGACAGGCAGCGUGGGUACCUUACAUAACCAUCAUUGCAUCCUCCACCACCACCACCUUUUCUCGUCCUGGUUUUUGUCACCCCCUUCUUUUUAAAGACUUUUUUUUUAAUUUAAAACAAAAAAAAGAGGGGCAAACGUCCUGAUUCAGUACAGACCAGAGUUUUCCCGUUAAGCUCUGCUCUAAUUAUCCUAUGUGCUGUUCAUGUAUUGGUGCUCAUCUAUUUCUGGCAGGUUGCUGUACUUACCCAGUUAAUACUCAGCUAGGGGAAUACAGCACAGAUACUGGAUGUCAUUGAUUUUAGUCAAAAGGAAGGUGUAAGGUGUAUGUAAUUGACCUUAGAAUCAGAAAUGAGAAGAUACCUCAAAUAAAACAAAUUGCAAGUUCCUAAGGUUCAGAUUGGACCGUCAGUCCCGCUGGCAUCUGGGGAAGGAGAAGGAAAUUGCUUUAUUUUUUGAAGGUGUGGGUGGGAUGAAAGUCAGCCUUUUAAAUUUGAUAACUGGGCACUAUAGAAUUAAGACAAGACCAUAAUCCAGUUGUUAAUUUUGUCAGCUUAACAAGUGGGUUCUUGACCUGUGAGUUUAGAGGUGUGUUUGUAUGUGUAAGUAUAUAGAUGGAUAAAUGGCAAUUCUUUUCUUUGUUGUCUUGAAGAAGCUCCUCAAACUAGUGACUGUUCAUACUAAGAUUGAAUGAGAAUAUAUAUAUAUAUAUAUAUAUAUAUAUAUAUAUAUAUAUAUAUAUAUAUAUAUAUAUAUAUAUAUAUAUUCAUUCAUUCAUUUGAGUCUAUUAAAUAGAUUGAAGAUUGUUUGAGUAAAUCCGAUUGUACUUUUCUAGUAUUACAUCAUCAUAAUUUCUCCCAAUCUUCUCAUAAUCCAGCUGAAGUAUUGAGGAUCUGUUUUGUUCUGUUCUGUUGUGUUUUGUUUCCCCACCCCUCCCCCAAUCAAAUCUAUAUACGUUAGAACUGGUGGAAUUAUUUUGCAUCAUAAUUGCCAGCUAGAGAUAUUUAAGACCCCCUUAAAUUUUCUACAGCAGUAGAGAACCUUCAAUUGUACUCCAUUUCUAUUUUACAAACAGGUUGGUAUAUUUUGGGAAAUCAGGCAUGGGAAAGAACCAACAUUCUACACUGCUGAAGUUUUUUUAAAAAAAAAAUUACACAAGGCAUUCUUUUGCUUUUUAUCAUUGCUUUCCACUAAUGUUGGAUUGUUUUUAAGAACAGGUAUUCUGUUUGUGUGUUUCAUGCUCUUAAUGCUGAAAACAUGCAACUAUCCAACUGUAAGGAAUCUGUCAGCAUAAGGCUGCCUUCUCCAUGAAAUGCUAUUUAUCAAUCACAUUCAUCCUCAUACCUACUUCUACCCCACGCUAUUAACACUUUGUAUUUCUGAUUUUUGCUUCUUCAAAAAAUGAAAUUAGAUUAUGCAUUUUACUUGUCAUGAACUCAGAUUCUUUUCAGUGGAAAUAAUCCUUUCUAUCUGGAGUUCCCUCCUACCUUCAUUGGGGGGGACAUGGAAACAAUGGCAUGCCAUUCUUAAGAACAGCCUUUGUUAUAUGUUCUGGCCGAAGGUUUAAACUGUACAUAAUUGCAUCUAAUUUUAUAAUAUAUUUUUUAAAAAAAAAUUGAAGAGAAAGCACACUUUAGUAUGUUGUUUUUAUUGGUUCUAGAUUAGGAACAGAAGCUAUGAUUUUUCUUUUGAGAGUGAAUCAGCUAUUUCCCACAACAUAUUUGGAAUCCACUUUCUCUUGUGCUCACGUGUAAAAUCUGACACAGAUCCUUUUGCUCUCAAACUUUUUGAGGAAAGAGUUUUUUCCAGGAAUUGCCUGUUGAUAAUUAGAAUUAUUGCCUUCUUUUAAAAAAAAAUCUGUGCUGCUUAUUAUUCUGAAAAGAUCAGGGAGUUAGGAGUUUGCCCUUGAAAAAAAAAAUAAUUACAUAGCUGAAAACACAUUUGUGCUUUGAAUUUUGUGAACUCUUCCCUCUUUCCCUGCAUUGAAAUUGACUUGUAUAAUAAACAUCUAAGUGUGAUUAAAAAUACAUUUGUAAUGUAAAUCCUUUGAGUCCUAUGAAGGAGCUGAAGUAAACCUUCCUUAUUUUAGUGCAUAGGGACACAAGGCACAAUUCUCAGAAUGCAAUCGCUCCCCUCCAGGCCUUGUGUUUUGAACAAAGUUUAAUUCCCCUUCUCCCCUACUUUUCACAAAAUCUGAAGAAGUGAAAUUAUUUCCUCUUGUUUGGGGGUAUGAUAAAACGCUGAUCAAUGCCAGUUGGUUGCCUUCUUCCCCAUAUCUGAAAACGUAGCAGGAUUGCCAGGAUCCAAUGAAGGGGGGGUCUCUAGCACACCCUCCCCCCCCCCCGCCCCAACAUCAUCCUCUUAAAAAGUUGCUUUUAAAAGUCAAAAGGAGAGCAGCAUCUAAGGCCAUAAUGUGGUCGGUGGAAAUUGGCCCAUUGAAUUCUUUCCCUACCAUCCUCGCUGCCUUUAAUAAACAAAGCUAACUAACACUGUUCUGGGACCCCUGAUGAUCAUUAUUCUGAAUAUAACCGAGGGGCUGUUUUGGGGUCAAUUGUAUUACCUAUUAGGAUAGCAAUGAAUGAUCCCACCUUUCCUCACACAUACAAAGUUUGCAUUUGUAUUCUUUCCCAGUUCAUGGGCAAGGAUGAAUCCAGUCCGUUUUUGUUUCCGUUUUUGAACAUCCACAACUUCUUCCCCCCGCAACUAAGGUUAUUUGUUGAUGCUGAACUUAGCCUGCUUCUAUUAACCAAAGUUAAAAUGAAUAAGUAAAUAAAAGUAUUUCCCAAAGGGGAAAAGGAAGUUUCCCAAGGUGUCUUGGGAACCUGCAGAUGGGAGGUAGAAACAAGGGAGGAGGCUUAUCCACCCCACCUCACCCCACCCGUGAUCAGCCAUGAUCUAAUGGGAAGAUUAAACCCAAUAAAGGGAGAAGUCUGAAUAUUUGGGCAGAUUAUAGGCAAGGGUGGUCUUAGUGUAAAUUAAAAACAGAAAUUCAAACUAGGGUUUCUGAUUCCUUAAGAAAUUAUCAUUGUUGAUAACAAUGGAUUCAGCAACAGCUCCUCUUUCUCCUUAUCCCUCUUUCUUAUUCUUACCCCUUGCUCUUGUUUAUUGCCUUUUGAAACUCCCUCCCCUCCAGUCCAAAAAAAAACCCCUAGUUCAGAACAGUCGAAAGUCUUCAAAUGUAUUUCAACCAAAUAUAAAUUUUCCAUGUUGCACUGGAGACUUGCAGUUCCCAAUUGAAUCUUGGGAAGUUUCAUUCACAGGUUUUGUUUUUAUUUCACACACUUCCUGUUUUCAUGAAUUUCUUUUUGUUUUUCGGUUAAGGGGGGCCUGGACUAGCAUCAGGUCAUACGAUAUGUGUCAUAAUCGGAAUAUAUUUCAUGUGUGGUCAAGGCAGAUAUAAUACGACAGAGUAAAUGGCAUUUCCCUGAAAAGUAGAAAUGACCCUUGGAAGAGGAGGGACCAAUUUUGCAUUAUUAUUAUUAUUAUUAUUAUUAUUAUUAUUAUUAUUAUUUGCAUCUUAAGAAAAUAGCUUGAAAAUAAUGCUUUCUCUGAAUUAUGAUGCUCAUGAGAAAAAUUCCAAAAUGGUUUUCUCCUAACGAUCAGUUCUUAUCUGAUAAACAAAUCCUACAGUUUUUGUACAUCGAUGUUGGGAAAAAAAGCUAAAACAAGGCUUGUGACUGAAAAACAACUUAAUUUAUUUCCGUGGCAAAUUGAUUUGCAUAAAUGGUGCCUUUCUUUCCCUUCUUUCUCCCCGCUGCUGUUCUGGUAUUAUGUGCCACUUAGCUUUCAAGUCGUCUCCAAGUGAUAGGAUUUCUAGAAAAGCAAAAGAAAAUAUUGUAUAGCCUCCUCAGCAUGGCCACUGGAGGGCAGCAGGUGGAAAUAUAUAUAUAUUAUUUCCACUGUAGGGAAUCUGAGAUUUAUGGACCCCCAUUUGUAGUAUCCAGUUUGACCUGAAAUGUGAGAGAGACAGAGAGAGAAAGAGAGAGAAAAAAACACUCAGGGCUAAAAAAAUAAUAAUGAAAAAAAUAACUCGUAACUCAAUAAAUGUGCAGGCCUAUAUGUGUAAUACACCUUUUCACACUCUAAACAUAUGAACUGGAUUCGUAUGUUGAGCUUUUAACAACUAAUGUGUGUCUUUACUUUCUAGGACUGGUGGUCCAUUAUUAAAUGUAUAGGGUGGUAGUAUCCCCAAAUCUGUCUUGCCAGAAAAGUGUCACAACUUCUUUGUGCCAUAGGCUGGGCUGAGUUAUCUUGAAAUAACCCCUUGACUUGCAAAAAAAAGAAAGAAACCUGGGGAUGGAUCUAGUUUGAGGAAGUGGGCAAUUAGUUUGUGUAAUAAAAAUAUCUGUUUCUCUUGAGAGAAUGGAGUUGAUUGUGGAGCAGUUUCUGCGAACAGCGAUGCUGAUUACUAACCAGUUUGGGGGAAUGUCUCAGGGACUCCGUACAGAAAUAAGAGCAGGUUAAAAAGUAUUUUUAAGCAAGUAAAUUUUGCAGAAAUACCGAAUAUCAUCCAGGUGCGAGCACUAGAAGGAAAAAGCCAUGUUUUAUUUUUGCA